Messenger RNA from Nannochloropsis gaditana CCMP526, 1293 nucleotides. Its product is annotated as apoptosis-inducing mitochondrion-associated 1. Gene Ontology annotation, molecular function: FAD binding; NAD(P)H oxidase H2O2-forming activity. The record is from RefSeq and is a predicted model, not a curated record. Gene Ontology annotation, biological process: programmed cell death; mitochondrial respiratory chain complex assembly. The annotation marks the transcript as partial. Gene Ontology annotation, cellular component: mitochondrion; cytoplasm. The transcript has a single exon.
GCAGCCAUCUCCUCAGGAACGCUCUCGUCACAAAAUGAAGCGGACUCCAAAUCUCGGCCGGAAUCGCCCGCUUUCUCGGCCGAGUUUAUAAUACAUGGGCGUCGACUUAACGUCCUUCUUAGCCCCUGGCUUUCUACCAUUGCUGAGGAUGGCCCCGCUUCAACAAACAUGGACGCAGCACAGCAUCGUAGACGGGACCUGACGAGUUCUUUGGCAACUCGACGAAGCGCCAAGUACGUCAUCGUGGGUAUGGGGGUCACGGGCUCUGCCGCUCUGCAGGCGCUCUUGGAAUGUGAGCCGGAUGCCGAUAUCACUGUCGUAGAAAGAGGGACGCAAUCGGCUGACUUUGAAGAGCCGCAAGGAGGACGGGACAGGGCUCGGAAGAAAGAGAAAGGCGGAGGUCUUGGGGGCUUCUUGCGCCGAGGCCACCAGGGGAAACCUAGCGUCAAAUACCUGUGGGGCACGACCGUGAAUUCGCUGGACGCAGACGGCAGGAUCCUCUCACUCUCGGACGGCUCCACACUGAGGUUUGAGAAAUGUUUGCUGGCAGUGGGAGAGGGCCCUGUGCGGGUGCCGCCCAGGUAUGUGGAGAGGGAUAUCGCGGGGCGCGUCACCCCCUUGCACAGAGCCGAGGACAGGCGGGUCUUGGGCCGGUCAGUGGCCCAAGGGCACCACGUGACCGUGGUCGGCUCCAAUUGGGCCAGCGUCGAGCUGGCGAGCUUUUUGAGCGACGUGGGCCGGCGGCACGGCUGGGGGAGGAGCAGCGUCACCUUGGUCUUCCCGGAGUCCACUCCCCUGGCCAAGGAGCUGCCUCGGUACCUGUCGGGUCUCCUGAUGCGGCGCUUGGAGCGCCGGGGCGUGGAGGUCAUCCCCCACACCAGCGUCAAGUACAUUGGAAGGGCCAUGGCGUACGAGGUGCAGGCACUCCGUCCGUCCCAGCCCUGGUCUCCUCCCUUCGACCCCGAGGAAGACACGGGGGAGGGGCCCAGGCGUAAACCCACCGCCAACAACCGCCCUACAGAGGAGCAGGAGCCCAUGGCCUCCUUUGACCCCAUUCGGGUCUACUUGACAAGCAAAUUCGCGAGCCUGGAUUCGACUGCCCUCCUCACCGACCAUGUGGUUGUCGGGGGCUCGUCGUCGCAGGGCCGGCUCCCCACCUUCGAUUUCGAGGGCCAUCCUUUGGAGGCGGACGCUAAGACCGGCGCCAUCGUCGUUUCCCACGAGCUCCAGGCGUCCAGCAGUGUCUUCGUGGCCGGGGAUGCGGCCCAUUUCCCUUGCACGGACCUGGGAAAG